Messenger RNA from Racocetra persica, 355 nucleotides. The record is from the annotation of a GenBank genome assembly. Lineage: Eukaryota; Fungi; Glomeromycota; Glomeromycetes; Diversisporales; Gigasporaceae.
AUGGAUAUCUCAGAAGAAUCGCAUGCCUCUGAGUCUAAUGGAUAUCUUGUGACUCCAUUGGAUGUCGCUACAGGGGAUAGUGAUCCAGAAGCUACUUCAUAUCCCGCUCAAAUAAAUUCAUCCGCAUCUCCUAAUGAAUUUAAUCGUUCACGUUGGCAAUUGAUAAGAGAACAUGUUUUGGUCGAGAAAAAUGUACCUCCUUCACCUCCUCAGCCGUCCAUUCUUGCCGAUGAUGGAGUUGAAGAAUUUUAUUCACCAACCUCUACAAAAAUUGAAUCACCAAUAACGCCAAAGCGGGAUAAUUAUCCAAGCAGUCCUUUGCGAGUUUUACGUUCUAAGGCUGUUGUACAACAGC